GAGAAUCAGAAGAAGCUGCAGCUGCAGGCGAUGGCACUGGAGAAGCAGGUUGGAGGUCUGACCCAGGAAAGCACGAACCUACUGAAGGUGCGACUCGCUGAGCUGGGCAUAGUGGCGUGCACACCUGCAGAUCUACUUGCCAAGGCGAAGGAGAUAGUUGCCAAACACAAAGACUUGCAACAGGAAGCUUCGAAGCUACAGACUACCAUUAACGGCCUGGAGCUCGAUAAUCAAAAAUUGCUGCAGCAGCGGCAGCAGCAGGACGACAUGGCACCACGGCAGCAGGAGAAGCAGCAACAGCAAGCAAGGGAGAAAGAGAAGGUUAAGGAGAAGGGUAAGGAGAAGGAGAAGGGAAAGAGGAACGGACAGCUUAACGGCGUGUGCCCCCCUCCCGCUCUCGACACGACGACCCAAGAGUUCAUCGCAAAGGAGAUGACCUCUGUGAUGGAAUACCGUAAGAAGCUGUUUGCCAAGGUCGGCCGGCUGGAGUCAGAGGUCAUGCUACUGGAGAAGACAACACAGGAGAACAGCGAGAAGGCUUCGGCCUCUAACCGCAAGCUGGGAAAGUCCUCCUCCUCUUCCCCGCCCUCCUCCUCUUCCUCUUCCGUCUCCUUCCCCUCCCCCGCGGCGGCUGCUGCCGACCAGCUAACGACGGUCGCGAUGUUUGCUACGUCGGAGAAAGAGCUGAGCGUUGAUCAGCGUCACGAGCUAUACCGCAUGAGCGUCUCCACACCCCUGACCUUCCCUCUCCCUCUCCCUCUCCCCCUCCCCUACGCGAUGGGCUUUCCCUUCGUGAAGACGGAGCCCCGGAGUCCGCGGGGGAGGUCCCCGAAGCGGGAGCGCGAGCGGGAGACGCGGGAGCGAGAGCGGGAGAAGGAGGAAAAUCUGAAUGCGUUUGAGCAGCGAGUGAAAAGCAUCAUCAUGCACACGCUCAACGAACCGGCGCCGGCGCCCCCCGGUGGCAGGCGUGCCACGCGAGAGAAGUCGCAGCGCAAGGGAAGCACGUCCAGCGUGGGAUCGAGCUGCAGCGACCCCACCUCUCUGCCUGACCCCCUCCCCCUCCCCAUCCCCACGCAGCAGCAGCACCAGCAGAGGGCGCUGCCGAUGUUUGCGACUCCGUUCGCGGCAGACGCGCGAUCGCUGCUUCAGGCGUGCGAUACUCCGCCACCGGCGUCCGUCGCCCCGGCGAUGCGACUGGAGAGCGUGUCGCCCGCGGCAACCGACCGCGAUGUGCACGAGUCUGCGUCGUUGCCGGCGGCGACCGCGUCGGCAUACGCGAUGAAGCCGGAUUACACGAAGUCUUCGCCCGCGAAGCUGGCGCUGAAGCGGCAUCUCAGCGAGGAGGCGUCGUCAGGGAGACGCGAGGGCGCCACCGGCAGAGGCUGCCGGGGCGUUGCCACGGCGACCGACUUAGAGCCGGGAGAGAUCGUCCGCGCACCGCCUGCUGGUGGCUCCCUCACGGCGGCGAAGGAACGCCGCCUCUCGGACGCGUCGUCUUGCUCCGACCCCGAGGUCAGGGUCAAGGUCACUGGGUCCGGUCGCGGCGGGGCGGACGGUGGCUCCCCCGCGGGGGAGGCGGAGAGCGAGCGUCAUGGCGGCGCUGCAGCGACGCGUUAUAACGGAGUGAUGAAGGGAACGCCCGUCGUGCAGCUGCUGCGCCUAGGUAGCGGUGGCGCCCCCUCACAGCGCAAACCGGAGGGCGACGACGACCGCAAGGAGAGGUCGCCGAAGAGGAGGCGUGGCGGGAAGUCCCCGAGCCGGGGAGGAGGAGGAGGAGGAGGGGGAGAGGGGAAGAGUCCCAAGCGACAGACAACGGCGGAGGCGGUGGCAACGAUGAUGGACAAUGCAACGCGACCGCUCGCCAUCACCGCCAUCUCGUCGCCCGACAGCCCCCCGAUACUCCUGUCACCGGCCGAACACGCAGCGCCCCCUGCCGCCGUCGUCGUUGCAGCAGUGAGUGCGGGUGAUUGCGUGAAGAAGGAGAAGGAGGAGGAAGAGGAAGAGGAGGAGGAGGAGGAUGCAACGUGUGUGAGCAACGCAGGAGCAGAGAGCAGCCGCGAUGCCUCGGACUGUAGCGAUCGACCAGGAACAGCAGUCAGCAGCAGCAGGCAAGCCGCGGAUUGUGGAGGAGAGCGGGAAGGGCAGACCGGCCGCCUCAGCGACUGA
This is a messenger RNA of Priapulus caudatus, 2166 nucleotides long. Its product is annotated as splicing factor, arginine/serine-rich 19-like. The record is from RefSeq and is a predicted model, not a curated record. Lineage: Eukaryota; Metazoa; Priapulida; Priapulimorpha; Priapulimorphida; Priapulidae.